Messenger RNA from Solea senegalensis (Senegalese sole), 7316 nucleotides. Its product is annotated as versican core protein-like. Gene Ontology annotation, biological process: cell adhesion. NCBI's taxonomy places the organism in Eukaryota, Metazoa, Chordata, Actinopteri, Pleuronectiformes, Soleidae. The record is from RefSeq and is a predicted model, not a curated record. Gene Ontology annotation, molecular function: hyaluronic acid binding; calcium ion binding. Bases 48 to 4580 code for a protein of 1510 amino acids. The transcript has 16 exons.
UUAUUUGACUGAUUCCUCCUCGUCUCUGUCCUGCAGCUGGUGCUGAGAUGAUUCCUCACGUCCUCACGCGUCUGCUGUGUCUCGUGUGUCUGUGCUCCGCUCGUCCUCAACCAGCACCACUGCACUCGGUGAAGAUGAAGGAGAACUCUCCUGCAGUCGGUUCUCUGGCCGGCCGGGUGGUGCUGCCGUGUCACUUCUCCAUGACGGACGUUUCUCCUACACACAGUCCAUCAGUCACGACACCCAGCCCUGCAGCAGCCACACCUCUCCUCGGUCCUGAGCACCAGCUGAGGAUCAAGUGGACCAAGCUGGAGGGAGAGGGGGAGAAGGUGGUGCUGGUGGCCCAGGCAGGAGUGGUCAAGGUGGGUACGGACUACAGGAGCAGGGUGUCCGUGCCCAGCCACCCACUGUCUGUGGGGGACGCUUCUCUGAUGAUAGUGAGCGUCAGGGCCAGUGAUGCAGGACUGUACCGCUGUGAGGUGAUGCACGGGAUGGAGGACACUCAGGACACGGUUCGUCUCAAUGUCACGGGUGUCGUGUUCCACUACAGAACGAGCAGCAGCCGCUACAGCCUGGAUUUCUCUGCCGCCGUGGACGCGUGUCGUCAGGCAGGCGCCACCGUUGCCUCACCAGAACAACUGACUGCUGCUUUUAAGGACGGCUUUGACCAGUGUGACGCUGGCUGGCUGUCUGACAUGACUGUCAGAUAUCCGAUCACCAUGUACCGCCAUGGCUGUGCAGGUAAUCUGGGGAACAAGCCAGGUGUGAGGACAUACGGCGUCCGGCCCCCCACAGAGAAAUACGACGUGUACUGCUUUGUAGACAAACUUAAUGGCGAGGUCUUCUACCCUCCAUCCAUCAGCGAUAAGCUCACCCUCCAGGAGGCGAGGGAAGAAUGUGAGAAGCAUGAUUCUGUGUUGGCGUCGCCAGGUCAGCUGUUUGCAGCUUGGAGGGCGGGGCUGAACCGGUGCGACUACGGUUGGCUGUCGGACGGCAGCGUCCGCUACCCCGUCACUUUCCCCAGGCCUCAGUGUGGGGGGGGACUGCUUGGUGUUCGUACACUGUACAAGUAUGAAAACCUGACGGGUUUCCCCGAGCCCGCGGAAAAGCACGGAGCGUUCUGCUUCAAAGCCUCGCUACCAGAGCCGACGACCGUGACUCCAGUGACAACUCCGUCUGUGGAGGAACCUGAAGACCCCACACACGAUCCCUACACUACAGCAUCGCCACCAACGGAACCGGAGAGAGCUGAAAUCCAAACACGAGGAGCCAAGACGUCUGCGCACUCACCGACAGACGGGCCACACGCAGCCUCAGCACAACAACACACAACCCCAGCACAACAACACACACAACACACAACCCCCCACUCCUCCCCCCACACCACUGCCUCCAUCACCCCUGCCACCGUCUUCAAUGACUAUGAUGAUAUUCAAAGAUUUGACUCCAACCAGGUACAGGCAUUACCAGGAGGUGACUUUUUGGACCCCAUGCCGCUCCCCCCAUUACCUACCACCUCCUCCCAGACCCCACACCUUGACAUCUCUGACGGAGGAGAGGAGGGAGGGCAGACAGAGUCAGACCGGGGGGAGAGUGGUGACAGCGGCCAGGAAAUCAGUGGUGACGACAGCUCUGGUGGGGCAGAGGUCAGGGCGGUGGUGACCCCCACAGAGUUCAGGACAGAAACUGUAUCAAGGCCAAGCUGGCUUCAGGAAACGACCAUGGGGCCGGCGGUGGCUGUGGAAACCACACAGAAGCCGUCACAGCGUGCAGAUGCAGAGGUCACCACCUCAGUGCCAGGGCUCCCGGCGGGUAGUGGAGACGCUGGACCUCAACAUCCUGCUGUGGUUUUUAAAGAGGACGCCACGCUUGGAGCUAUGCACACGCUUGACCUUCACCUAUCACCGGCCAUCCCUGAAGGAGAUGAUGAGUCCACGGCCAAACCGCCCUUCCAUCUCAUCAUCGUUAAUGUGCAGAGCAAGAAUCAGUCAGUCGAUCAUAUCCUGGAAAUUUUGAACCAGCCCGCGAACAGAAUGGGUGGCGCCCAGUUGCCGUUUCCUCAGAUCACGGACUUUUCACAAAUAACCAGUGAGGCUGUCCAGUUCAGUGGAGACACAGACGUUCUUGAGCCUGUGCCCAUCAACCUGCCUCCAACUGUCAGCUUUGUCAAUGGAAAACAUGAGGUGACCUUUGAGCCAGAGCAGCCAGAAGAAGCUAGAGGGGAUCAGUUUGAGACGGCUACUCCUGUUCGGGUAGGAGAUGAGGACAUGGAGGAGAACAAGGUGAAGGAGGAGGUGGAAAGUGUCACUCCUUUUGACUACAAAUUCAUAGAAGUCCAAACAGAGGGGCCACAGACAGAGGAAACCAGCGUUACAGUCACUGACCUUGGAGAUACAUACCCAGAUGUGGUUACAGGGUCAGUCGUGGAUGCCUACACAGUCCCGUAUGUCUUUACUGACUUCGAGAGUGUCAGAACUCAAGAACCAGUUGAAGAGACCACCACCUCAAGCCCAAAUGCACACCUCGUCUCAUCCUCAGUAUCUACAACACCAUCAGGACCAGCCCUCCACAGUGUCUCCCAACCUGUUACUGACAACGUCUCCAUCUGUGAGGACACAGGAGGUUCUGCAAACUGUGGUACUGCAGGUGGUACACAAGAGGGCUCUGCAAAUGAUGCUUUGCCCACACCUGCUGGAGACGGGCACUUGGGUAUGAUGACUGAUGAGGCAGAAGUUGGUGGGACUGAGGUUCCUACUUCUGUCCCAGACACACGGUCACAAGAAACCACCAUUAAAACCCAGACUGAAGACUUAGAAGGAUCUGCCUCUGGAGAAGACGAAGCUUCAGGACAAGAUGAACCAGAAAGAUUGGAGCUUACCAGCACAUUACCACCUAAUUAUUAUCCCCUUCACACCCAGCAGCCUCAAGCAGCAACAGGUACUGAAGUCACAGAAGUCCCUAUGGAUUUACCAGCUGUUGACACGAUUACGGAAACAGGCUCAGGUGAGGAGCCUCUGUUCGGAGAGGGGGAGGCUUCUGGGGAACAAGAUGAUCUGGUUGACCUUCCUGGAGAGGUUGCUAUUACUGUUUUACCAGCUGUGGCAUCUGUUUUAGAGCAAACCACUCUACCUGCACACAUGAAGGACACAACCAGAGAAGAUAGCUCAUCAAACUUCUCCACACAUCAAUCCCUUAUUGCCACAUAUGAUGAGAAACAUCCCAUUGUUCCCACUGAGCCUGAAUCCACCACUUCAGUCGACCACACCAGACAAUCCACCGAGCCUUACAGAGACCCGACUGAGCAGUCCACCCCAAGUUCCUCUGAGUAUGUAAGCCAGUCAACACUGUCCCCCACGUCGUCCCUGAACACUUUUGACCAUAGCCCCCACUCCAUCCCAGAGUGGGCGCUUUCCCCCGACCCGGUUGCCACCCUUCUCCCAGAGGUAAAUUUUGUGGACUAUGACAAAGAGAUUGCCCCCAGUCUGGUGGAGUCGCGUCCUCCGAUCCCGGUAGAGACUGAGACUGCCAUGGAGCAACUUCAGAACAGCACUGACUCUGCAUACUCUGUACAGGUCAGUGUGGAUGUCACAGAUCCCCUUCCGUGCUCAAUCAAUGUGUGUCACAAUGGAGGCUCCUGUUACAAGAGGGGAGCACAAAACAUCUGUGUGUGUGCACCUGGAUACACUGGGCAGCUCUGUGAAACCGACGUCGAUGAGUGCCAGUCCAACCCGUGUCUGAACGGAGCCACCUGUCUGGAUGGAUUCAACUCCUUCACCUGCCUAUGUCUGCCCAGCUACACAGGAGAGCUCUGUGAACAAGACACUGAGCUGUGUGGAUCGGAUUGGCAGAAGUUUCAGUCUCAUUGCUACAAGUACUUCACCCACCGUCGCACCUGGGACGCUGCUGAGAGGGAGUGCAGGCUGCACGGCGCCCACCUGACCAGCAUCCUGUCACCGGAGGAACAACUGUUUGUCAAUCGUCUGGGUAGCGAUUAUCAGUGGAUUGGUCUGAACGACAAGAUGUUUGAGAGGGACUUCCGAUGGACUGAUGGACGACCAAUGCAAUACGACCACUGGAGGCCCAACCAGCCGGACAGCUUCUUCCAGUCAGGAGAGGACUGUGUGGUGAUGAUCUGGCAUGAAGGAGGACAGUGGAACGACGUGCCCUGCAACUAUCACCUGACCUUCACCUGCAAAAAGGGAACAGUGUCAUGUGGGCAGCCACCUGUGGUGAAGGAUGCACGAGUAUCUGGGGCCAUGAAGCCGCGUUAUGAGAUCAACUCCCUGCUCCGCUAUCAUUGUAAAGAAGGCUUCAUCCAGAGACACACGCCCACUAUACGCUGCCGUGACAACGGCCAAUGGGACACUCCCAAAGUCACCUGCACGAGUCCUGCAACGUACCACAAGUCGUUUACACUGCCGCCGCCGCCGCCGCACCACAACAAGAUCAGCGAGCAGCACGUCGGCCACAGCCAGAGCCACAUUCAUCACAGCAAGAGUCAUCAGGAACACAGGGAAAAGCAAGAGCAGCAGCAGAGUUCUAACAUCCUGCAGAGGCUCUGGAACUCUUUCCAGAACUGAGUCCGGCAGCUGCCGAGGGUGAAGAAGAGGGAAGUGCAGGUCCAAACACACAACAAGGAUUAGAUGGAACACUGAUUCACUCUGUGGUUGGCCAUGUCGCUGCAGAGCCAUCGAUAGACAAAGGGAUGCACAGAACUGUCUAUCGAUGGCUCUUAAAAGGACAAGGGAGGACAAAGUUUCACCAUUCCAUUAUCCACAGUCUAAGGUCUGGUCUGUAAGGGUGCGUUCACACUGAGUGCGAUGCAGUUUUGUUUUUUGUUUUUUUUGCAAAGUGGGAAUUUAUCCCCACAAAAAUGCUUUGCUUCGUUCUUUGUUGAAAUAUUUGAAAAUCUGGUGAAAAUAUAUUCACCUGAAGUCCGUAAGCAUGUACGUCCUUCCCAUAACGUCUGUAUCACUUGAUUCGAGCUGUUCGUCGACCACAAUGACUGACAUGCUGGGUGUGAACGCACCGUAACCCUCGUGAGAACCACCUUUAUUUUAGAUUGUGUCAAAUAUCCCUGCAAUGCUGGUGCUGCGGUCGACGAGUGUUGUUUUUCUCUCCUGACCACACAGAGAAUCCUUGUGUGAAAUCUUACUCUAAAGGUGUUUUUCUUCUUUGUGAACCAACAAAGUUAUGUUUACAUACACUGUUUCUUACCCAUAAUGCUUGAGUAGACUUGUGGUCAUAUGUUUAUGCUCCUCUGUAUCUUGCUCCUUCAGCUGUACUUGAGGCUAAGUUGCAUUGUGGAUAAUGUAUAGAAGUCGUUGAGAUGGAGAUGAACCAGUGCUUUAACACCCCCAAGACACUGAAAUUGCACAAAACACCCUUUAACCACGAGCCUUAAUGAAUUAUGUUCAUAAAAUGUCUGACACAACUUCCUGAGGAUUCACCUUAAGUCAAUGUGUCUGGGCCCGGAUGACCUGAGAUGCCCAACACCUGAGCCAGGAGCUUCCCCAGGGGAACCAGUUAUGAAAAAGGGUUUGGACAACAAUAGCUUGGGUUCCGUCCGACACCCACGACAAAAUAAGAUGAUAAAUAGCUCGUCUUUCAUCCUAUGUAAAUAGUUUGUAUUUAUAUAGUGAUUUUGAAGUCUUUUCUAGACCCCUUUAAAACUGCUUUGCCAUUCACCCGUUCACUCCCACAUUCACUCACACAUACAGCAUCAUCCCCAUUGACACACUGCUGGCACAAUUGUCGGGAGCAACAUGUGGCGCAGUGUUUUGCCCGUCGGCAUACAGACUAGUGGAGCUGGAAAUUGAACCCACAACCUUCCCGUUGAAAGAUGACUCACUCUUCCACUGAACCACUGUUGCUAAUCCUUGCUUCAUGCGCUGUGGUUCACACGUGUAUAUUUGUACUUAUUUCAAAGUAAAAACUGUGGAUUUGUAGGGCAACAGGCAUGUGUCUGUCCUGAGUAGAUCCUAUUUUAUUUAAAAGAUGCAGCAGUGGCAUGACACAGGACAUUUUCCCUCAAUCACAGUUAUUUUGUGCUAUAAAUCAAGUUGUCUUUGUUACCAUCCUGUGGCAAUGAGAAAACCAUGUUGAAAGCAAGACAUAGACAAUAACAUGGAAGAUGUUUUAUCUGGAUAUCACUCAGUGCAGUCAGUUUUAAAAACAAGUUCAAGUACAGUCCAGCUUUAAAUCAGUCACUUUCUUUACUCGAGGCCUUUGUUAUGACGUAUUUGAAGGACCAGAAGAUCCAUGACCUCAUACUGAAAAGUCCUCGCACUUAGUUAAGCACACAGAUUUACUUGUUUAUUGCCAUUUUAGGAAAAUAUAGGGCAGAGACAGGAGCAGUCCCACAGCAGGCAGGCCCCCAGUGAGAACAACAGUCAUGUGUGGGAGAUUAUCCCGUUUCCCUCUUUCUUUUCUUUGUUUUUAUGUUGCCACAUUACCAUGACUAGCAAAUGGCUAUCAGCUUGAAAGUAUCAUUGGAUGCUCACAUAAGAGACACUCCCCUUUUUUUUUAAAAAAACAUUGCUCCAUACCACCACUAGUACAGUGACGACCCCGCCCAUGUAGAGGAGGUGCUAUAGUAAUGGAAAAUGACGUGUCCGACAAACUGUAUCAUAGAAAAGUGCCAAAAGUAAAUGGAAGAGGUUUAUUAAGGUUACAAAAGUCAAACAUAUUUGUAUUUUUAUUUCAAAGUGAUUGUACACAAACAUACAUAGAUAUAGUAUUAUUUAAUUUCUGUCAAUAAACUCUCCUAAAUGUUACAAUAAACCCUCCUAAAUGUUACACACUGGACCUUUAACAAAAUCAUAAACCUCCAUGUGCUUUUUUGUCACAACUUGUGAACUAUUUACGGGCCCAUUUGAAGGCACAAUUAAGAUAGAAUAUAAUAUAAUAUAAUACAAUAUUAUUGUUGUUAUGUGUUGUCAUCAUCCCAGAAAAUCACACACCAACACCAAAUGUACAAUUUUAAGGUGGUGUUAGCUUAGCACCAUGCUACUUUCUGCUGCACAUCUGGAAACAUUACCCACAUUACCCACAUUACAGUCUAAUAAUAUAGUUAUGAUAAAUGAGCCUGAUGUAUUUUAUUUUAUGUGUUUUUUUCUAUCCUUUUUAUAUAUUGUUUGUCAUAUAUCUUUGUUUCUUCUACUUCUACUCUGUGAAGUUAAUUUACAGUGUCUGUGGAGCAAAACAUGUUUAUGUAGUCAUUUUUUUCCUUUCAUAUUCAAGUUACUGUAAACAUGUCCAUCAUCCUGCUUUCAUUGUCAAUUGUGUGUGCAAUAAUAUCAACUCAUAACACUUCA